UCCGUUUCAAACAGACGGCGGCUGUGUUUGUUGUGUUUAGCUCGACGUUAGUUAGCGCACAAAAGAGAAAAUCCUUCAGUUUCAACGGCUAAUGUUCCCAAAAUAACCAGCAGGAUGAUGGAUUCAUUCCUGAGCAACAAGUCUGACAAACGGGAGCAGGUAGAGGUCGACGAUUUAAAGAGAGAUCUGUCAUCGGAGUUCACCAUUUUACCAGACUCACAGCAUUCCUGCAUCGAAGAGAGAGAACACCUUCAGGUCUACCUCCGAAUCCGACCUUUCACCUCAGCAGAGAGCAACAAUGGAGAGUCCCAGGAUUGUGUGGCCAUUCAGUCUCCCGACACAGUUCUGCUGAAACCUCCCAAUUUGUCUCUGUCAGCUAGACUCAGCACCGACAGAUCACUUCCACAGACUGGCCAGCGCUUCCAGUUCUCUCAGGUGUACGGUCCUGAGACGAGACAGAGGGAGCUGUUCGAAGGCACGGUGAAAGAUUUGGUUAAAGAUGUUCUCGAAGGAGGAAACUCUCUGGUUUUCACGUACGGAGUCACUAACGCGGGGAAGACCUUCACAUUCUUAGGUCCAGAUGCCGAUGCCGGUAUCCUACCCAGGACUCUGGAUGUAAUCUUCAGCAGUAUUGAUGAGCAGGUUUUCCCUGAAAUGAGCCUCAAACCUCACCGCUGCCGAGAGUUCACAAGACUCACCAGGGAGCAGCAGAAUGAGGAAGCAUUAUUCAAGAGAAAUCUCUUCAGGCAACUUAAAGAGAGCGAGAAGAGCACCAUCAGCCUGUUGAACUCGACCAAUAGGACAUUCCUUGAAGGCUCUUCCAUGUUGGGCACAACCAUAACAGCAGAGGAUAAAAUUAGCCUGGAGGUGGAAGCAAACACCAAGUUCUCCAUUUGGGUUUCUUUCUGUGAAAUCUACAAUGAGAACAUUCACGACCUCCUGGAGGUGGUACCCAGCAGCGCCCCGAGAAGAACCGCACUGCGCCUGUCGCAGGACGUCAAGGGAAACGCCUUCGUCAAAGAUCUGCGUUGGGUUCAGGUUAAUAGUGCAGAAGAGGCUUACAGGGUGAUGAAGUUGGGCAAGAAGAACCAGAGCUUCUCCUCAACUCGACUCAAUCAUUUCUCCAGCAGAAGUCACAGUAUUUUCUCCAUUCGAAUUUUGAGGAUUGAGGAUAUCGGGACUCCGAGGGUUCAAACAGUCAGCGAGUUGUGUCUCUGUGACCUGGCUGGCUCUGAACGUUGUGCCAAAACCCAGAAUAAAGGAGAACGUCUGAAAGAAGCUGGAAACAUCAACACCUCACUGCUUAUUCUGGGGAAAUGCAUCAAUGCACUGCGACACAAUCAGCAGGCCAAGCUGCUCCAACACGUCCCCUUCAGGGAAAGCAAGCUGACCCACUACCUGCAGGGCUUCUUCUGCGGUCGAGGUAAAGCCUGUAUGAUCGUCAACAUCAGCCAGUGUGCCUCCAUGUACGACGAGACGCUCAACGUCCUCAAGUUCUCCGCUGUGGCACAGAAGGUUGUAGUUCUGUCUUCCAGGCCUCUUCCCAUCAUGCCACAGCGGUCGACCAGUGGCGUGUCCUUCAUCAACAACGCUGAAAGAAAGACUCUUCGGAGCAGCAGGAGGAGCUCCCUGAUUGGCUGGGAGAGCAGCCUGGAGGAUGUACAGGAGGAUGAGAAUGAUGAGAGCCUGAUGGACGACAUCAUGGAUCAAACUGGCAACGAAGAAGACAGCGAUGAAAACGACGAUAAAAUUGUAAUCUGUAAAAAGACGCAUCAGAGGCAGACGGCGCUUUUGAAGCAGCUGCAGGUUCAGCUGAAGAAAGAGCGAGCAGAGACUCUGCUGAUGGAGGCUCGAGUCAGGGAGGAAAUCAGCAGAGAGUUUUCAGAGCUUUUCUCUGAGAUGCAGAGUGACUAUGAUGACCGCUUGGUGAGGGAGAGAGAAAUCCUGGAGGAGCAAGCUGAAAGGAGGCUGGAGAUCUUCAAAAAUCUAACGGACAAAAUGGCCAAAGCUGGACCCAGCCAAGAUGCACAAGCCAUGGACAAAUUUCUGGACUCAUAUUCCUCUGAAUUGGUGGGCAUGAAGAACUCCACUGAGGCUGCUCAUAUGUGUCAAGGUUCAGGUCGAGCAGGAGCUCAGGCAGAUAAAAAUGACACUAUAGAGGAGCUGGAGGUGGACGAGCAGCAGCCUCACAAGCAACACGGUGAAGCUCAUGGGGACGAGGAGAAAACUAGACUUCUCUCGCAGCUCGAGGAGAAGUCAUCAGAAGUCGUUCGACUGGAGAAACAAGUGAAAGACCUGCAGAAGACGGCAGAGCUCGGCUCUUUGCUGGUCAAAGAGAGGAGCUCACGUCAGAAAGAGCAGCUGCAGGAGGCUUUAACUGCCCUCGAAAAGGAGAAGAAAGCCAGAGAAGACGCCCUCGCCGCUCUGCAGUACCAAACUAUAGGUAAAGAGGAGGCAUUGGCAUCCUUGGAAGAGGAGAGAAAAGCAAGAGAGGAAGCCACUGUUGCACUAAAAGAGCUAAAGCAAAGGAUAAAGGAUUUGCAAGCAUCUCUAGAAGAAGAGAGAAAUGGAAAAGAGAGCGCCACGGCAGCAUUGGAGACUGAGAAAAGAGCCAAGGAGGAUGCUGUAACAGCACUCGCAGAGGAGAAGCAAAGCAGAGAGGAUGCAGUUGCUGCACUUGGCAAAGAAACGAGUGGAAAAGAGGAGGUUUGGUCCGCUCUGGAGGCUGCGAAGAAGGAGAUUAGCUGGCUGGUGGAGGAGAAAGAAAAGAGGCAACAGGAGAGCGAUGCACUUCGACAAGAAGUCAGAGAGCUGAACGACAAACUGGAAGCCUCAGAACGACUGGUUACCAUCGAGACAGAGAAAGCUGAACAAGCCUCAGUCCAACUGCAAGCUUCUCAAGCACGACUGGAUGAUCAGUCCAAGGAGAUUCAGGAGAAAUCUUCCCAGAUCCACACCUUGACUGAGGAAGCUGCACGACUGAAACAGGAGCUGCAGACCUCCACGGUAUCAUCUGAUGGUGUCAAUGAUCAGCUCAGACAAGAAGCAUCAGAGCUGAGGAAGUGUCUAACUGACGAAAAAGAGAAAAAUGACAGCCAACAAAGACACAUCCUGGAGCUGGAGAAUCAGCUUUCACAGAUAAAACAGCAGCUGACACAGAAACAGCUGAUCACAGACCAGCAGCUGGAAGAGUUUACUGAGAAACUGAAUCAGAAAGAAGCAGCUUCAAAGCAGCAAGUUGAGGAGCUGACAAAGAAGCUUCAGGAGCAAGAAGAGGCAUCGCAGCAACCACUAGAGGAGCUCAGAUCCCAGCUUGAAAGCCAACAACAGGCUACUAAGGAAGAGGUAGAGCAGCUGAGACUGAAGCUGGAGCAGCAAACUCAGGCCUCAGAGAAGCAGGUAGAGCAGCUCAAUGAGAAGCUACGAGAACAAGCAGUAUUAUCACUACAGCAGCUGGAGGAGGUAAAGCAGAAACUGAGGGAAGAAAAAACGACUUCCGGCAAACACUUGGAUGACCUCAAACAAAAGCUCACUGAGCAGGAGAAAGCUGCAGAGCUGCUCAAGGCCAAACUAGAAAAAGCUGAAUUUAAAGGUCCAACCUCUAACUCUGAGGCUGAAGAAGAUCUCAAGAGGUUGAACUCUGACCUCCAGACUGAGGUUGCAUCCUUGAAGGUAAAGAUUUCCAACAUGGAGGAAACUAAGGAGCGUUCCAGCAAAGCUGCAGCUCAGAUUCCCUCUUCAGAAAUGGAGCAAGUGUUCAAAGAAAAGGACACACAGAUGGAGGAGAAGCUAGCAGAGAUAGAGAAAGCAUCUGCACAGAAAGAGGCAGAGCUGCAGAAACAGCUGCUGGAAAAGGAGGCCGAGGUCACAUCCUUGAAGAAAAAUCUUCAGGAGGCCCAGGAACGACAGGAAGAGGAGGAGUGUCAAGCAGUCCAGGAGGCCCGACGGAGGGAAGUGGAAAGACGGAGGGAGCUGCUGGCUGUGGCCCACGAAGCCAUCACUCAGAAGGACGCAGAGCUGGAGAAGAAAGCCGAAGAGAUCAGCAGACUAAAAGAAGAAGCCAAGCAGGACUCAGAGAAAGUCAAGAGCCUCGGUCUCGACCUUCAGAGGAAAGAGGACGACUCUUCAGACCUCAGAGAGAAACUGGCUGAUUACAAGAAGCAGAUCCAGCAGGUCCAGAAGGAGAUUUCGACCAUGAGAGAAGAGGAGAAAUCUUUGAAGCAGAAGUUGGCUGACUCGGAGAAAUCCAAGAAGCAGCUUCAGUCUGACCUCACCAACAGAGACAGGACAAUCCAGCAACUCAAAGUGGAACAGUCAUCCAACACAAAGUCUGAUGAGACUCACCAGCGCUACCAGAAGGCCUGCAAAGACCUUGAAGCCAAGCAGCGUGUGAUGGAGGACAUGCGUUUGGCUCUGACGGAGCAGGAGGAGACGCAGGAGCAGAUGGAGCAGGUCCUGGAGGAGAAACUAAACCUCAUCCAGGAGCUGUCUGAUGAGCUGGAAAGAUUGAAAGCGUUGCUGCUGAAGCAGGACUGUGGAAGCGAAACACACCCUGUAGUCGACAACCCAUCAGAUGACGUCAAACUGGCUAAAGAGGAAGCUGCUCAAGCUCAGGAAAGCUUGAAGUUAUGUACAGACAAACACCAGGCUGAGCGCAGAAAGUGGCUGGAGGAGAAACUGUCCCUUAUUGGCCAAGCUAAAGAGGCAGAGGACAAGAGGAACCAUGAGAUGAGGAAGUUUGCAGAAGACAGAGAACGCUACACUCGACAGCACAGCCAGCUGGAGUCCCAGCUAACUGAAAAGGACCAAACCAUGGAGAAGUGGAGGAGGGAGAGAGACACUCUGGUGGCAGCUUUGGAGAUCCAGCUGCAGAAGCUUGUUUCCAGCCAAGCAGAGAAAGACAAACUCAUCAAAGAGCUACAGCAAAAUAUCACACAGCCACCACUAGAGAGUUCUGAUGGAGCUGAUGCUGCUUCCAGCCUGGCAGAGCUAAAGGCCGCUCUGUCUGAGAGGGAAGCUGAGAUUCUGCGACUGAAGAAAGAUCUUCAGGCCUCAACAGCCAAACAGGAGGACACAGUUACACCAACUGAAAACAAUGAGAGCCCUGCCACGCUGGUCGGCAAACCUGAGAGUGAAACCAUCAACAGGAAGUCAGGGAGGAGGGAUACGAGAGCGUCGGUCAGCAGUCAGAGUUCGACUGGCUGUCCGUCGGUGCUGGACUCCUCUGAGAUUUCCACAGAAAACGGCAGGACGAGCCGCUUCCCUCGGCCGGAGCUGGAGAUCUCCUUCAGCCCUCUGCAGCCGAACCGCAUGGCUCUGCGGCGACAGGGAGAGGAGAGCGCUGUCACCGUCAAAAUCACCCGCUCUGCACGCAAGAGGAAGAGCAGCGAGAUGGAAAAGUCUCACAUUUUCAGGAGGAGUAAACGCCGAACACACAAGGAAGACGUGGAGGCAGAGAACAGAAGGAACACGAGAACCAAGCUGACGCCAAAGCUGACCCCACACAAGGAGGAGAGUUCUGCCCCAGCGGCUCGUCACAACUCCCAGAGCAGCAUCCGCAGCAGAAAGGAAGGAACGCUGCAGAAGAUCGGAGACUUCCUGCAGAGCUCCCCCACGCUGCUCGGCUCUAAAGCCAAGAAGAUGAUGAGUCUGGUGAGCGGUCGGGUCGAUGCAGAUUCAGCAGCCUCCACUUCCUCCCUCGGCCUGAGAGCCAAAAAGAACAAAAGAAAACUGUACAGACCUGAAAUCUCCUCACCCAUGGACAUGCCCUCCCACCCAAUCAUCAGCAGAGAGCCGGAGGAGAAGGAGAGCGACCACCAGAUCAUUAAGAGGCGUCUUCGCUCCAGGAUGGCUAAAUAAUUCACCUCCACACAACUGUACACCCUUUAUUUGUCUUAAGAAAUGAGGAGAAUAUUCUUCUAUGUCCAAAAACAUAGAAACCAAUUUAAGUAAUCUUAUUUAAUCUGCAGUUCUCAGUAUUUCACUAUUUACAGAGUUUUAGAGUAGAGCACAGACACUAAUAUUCUGCUAGUUAAGUGGCAUUUAAAGGAAUAGUUCAUCAUUUUGUAUUGUGAUGUUCUGCUGAGAGUUAAAUGAGAGAUCAGAGUGAAGCACGGAGCCUUUAAGACUGAAAACUGGAUCAAACAGAUUUGCAGUUACUGUCUGCUUCAACUUUUCAUGCCAAGCUAAUCUAAUAGUCUCCAUCUCCACACCUCACUGACAGAGGUGUCAGUUUGUCAUUUAACUCUGAACAAAUAAGUGUUUUUUUAAUCAAACUUAAAUACCGUUAUCAUUUAAUCAACUCUAUUCCUCAGCUUUUACUUUUCCUGAAAUGCUAUUAUGUCCACAUUUACACCAGAUGACUCCAAAGUCGCUGCAUUUACUCUUAAAUAGGAAGCACUCUACAUUUGUACAUAUUUUCUAAACACUUUAUACCUGAAAUGAUGCAGAUUUUUUCUACUUUAAUGUGCAAUUUCUUAUUCCAAGUCCAUUUGUUGUGAUGGAGUUCGAUUUGAUUAUUGAUAACUGUUUUGUGGUUUCAAUUCUGAAGGAGCUGCUAUUGCAUGGUUGAAAGUGUCUCACAUCACUCUAAGUAACUUUUUCUAGGUAUCAAAAUGCACAGUUUUUCAGAGAUCCACUACACAUUUGAUAGACUGCACUUUAAAUUUAAGUCGAGGAACAAAAAUGUGACUGUAGGCUGAAAGAAAAUCGCUGGUUCUACUGUGUUACUGAAUCUGCUUCACAGUCUUUCUGGUUCUAGUCGACCCUUUGAUGCACAACAUGGGUCACAAUUGGCCCAUAUUCAGUGGAAAAUGGGUAUCUCUUGACCAAUGCUGUGCAUCAAAAGGUUAAAGGUUUUAGCUUCAGCACAACUUUAAAGACCUUGUGCAUACUUAGUUAAUCAUUUUCUGUUCUAGAUGAAGGACUUCUGACUUGUUCUUUUGUAUGGCACAUUAAAAAGUUUGUUUCAUUCCUGAA
This is a messenger RNA of Acanthochromis polyacanthus (spiny chromis), 6978 nucleotides long. Its product is annotated as kinesin-like protein KIF20B. The record is from RefSeq and is a predicted model, not a curated record. The transcript has 35 exons. Gene Ontology annotation, cellular component: spindle microtubule; nucleus. Lineage: Eukaryota; Metazoa; Chordata; Actinopteri; Pomacentridae. Gene Ontology annotation, biological process: mitotic spindle assembly; regulation of apoptotic process; microtubule-based movement. Gene Ontology annotation, molecular function: microtubule binding; plus-end-directed microtubule motor activity; ATP binding. The coding region runs from base 115 to 5859 and encodes 1914 amino acids.